AUGCCCCUCACCGGCCACUGCCUCUGCAAGGCCGUCACCUACACGGCCGACGUCGACGCCCCGCUGCUCACGGGCUAUGACCACUGCGACGACUGUCAGAGACAAUCGGGCUCAACAUACUCCCUCGUCUGCGUGGUGCCCAAGGACAAGCUCAGGACGAACGGCCCGGUCAAGAAGUGGAAGGGGGUCGCCGACUCGGGCAACGCCGUGUGGCGGUGGUUCUGCUCCGAGUGCGGGUCGCCCAUCGCGCACGAGCCGGAGGCGGCGCCUGAUAUCAUCGCGCUCAAGGGCGGGUCGCUGGAUACGGAGAUCAAGAAGGGGUUGAAGCCCGAUACCGAGAUCUGGACUGUUAGCAAGCUGCCUUUCUGCCAGGAGCAUCUGGCCAAGCCGUUUGAGCAUAUGCCGCAGUAA
Chaetomium strumarium is the source of this 411-nucleotide messenger RNA. RefSeq names its product carbon-sulfur lyase-like protein. Gene Ontology annotation, molecular function: carbon-sulfur lyase activity. The record is from RefSeq and is a predicted model, not a curated record. NCBI's taxonomy places the organism in Eukaryota, Fungi, Ascomycota, Sordariomycetes, Sordariales, Chaetomiaceae. The coding region runs from base 1 to 411 and encodes 136 amino acids. The transcript is spliced from 3 exons.